UCAGAAGUUCGUGCGACAGGUACGAGUUCGAUGAAGUCCGUCGUACUGUGAAGCUGCUCCUCACACCGCAGCAUUAGAAGCGACACAUUUAUAAAAUAUUUUAACUGUAGUUUGCUUACAGUUAGUGUCUUUAUUGUCAAAGCCGGGGUUUAUGUUGUUCCCACAGAGUGCGUGGUACACUUGCGACGCUGUUUAGAGUGAAGCUGCAGUGGGGGCGCUAGCUUAAAGAGAGACGCACGUGCUGACUUUACUUCACUUCCACUCGCUUCACUUCACGUUUCGAGUCCGCACUGUGACGGUCUUCACAGGAAGGAGUGUUGAAACGGAUGUGUGACAAUGAGCCGCGUUGAGCAGUGGCUGCUCUCACUCCUCCGCCUUUAACUUGACAUUUUAGGGACACACACCAUUCUGUGUUGGACUGUUCGGUGCUGCUGCCGCACCGCAGGAGUGAAGGUAAACUUAACACGACUCAGUGGAUAGGAUUCGAGGCUGUGUGGCGAGGAAACAUGGGGACGCAGGGCACAGGACGUAAACGGUCCACGAAGAAGGAUAAGUCGACGGCGGAGGACGAUGCCCUGAAUCUCAUAGCGAGAGAGGCUGAGGCCAGGCUGGCAGCGAAGAGGGCAGCCCGGGCAGAGGCCAGAGAGAUCCGUAUGAAGGAGCUGGAGAGGCAACAAAAAGAGAUCUUUCAGGUGCAGAAGAAAUAUUAUGGCCUGAAUACCAAAUUAGAUGACCGUGUGGACAACAGAUGGGGAGAUAUUGAACAAUGGAUGGAGGAUAGUGAGAGAUACUCACGUUCUUCACAGAUACACAUGCUCUCAGACGACGAUGAGCGGAUGUCAGUGGGAAGCCGUGGAAGUGUCAGGUCGGAUCUUGAUGCAGUCGGUGCUUAUGGUGGAGGGGGUGCCUCUCAUAAGAAGUCAAAGAAAAAGAAGAAACAUAAGCACAAAGACAAAGAUAGGAAUGGCUAUGAUGAUAACUACAGUGUCAUAUCCAGCAGGAGCUCCAGACUCAGUGAUGAAAGCAGAGUGUCUCGCUCGUCCAGGCUAGACCUAACGAGCUCCUUACUGACUGAUGACAGCCGAGCAUCUCGUGCCUCCAGAUCAGACCUGCAGCCGACCUCUUUUACUUCCUCUGACUUGUACAAUGGUCUGUCCACCUCCAGAAACCAUGGUUCCACUUACAAUGGUUAUCAGAACUAUGAAGACAGUCUGUGCAGUGGAUCACGGCGACUCACUGGCUCCAGCUCCCAUCCUUUAGAGUACACUAGUUAUCGCAGUUCCGGCUCCAGAGCCUCUAGCAGGGCCAGUUCAGCCCGCGCCAGUCCAGUGGACAACUGCAGCUCUGUUGCCAGUUUUUUGAGGAGUACAGCCAGUAGCAGUGGCCUCACACGGGACCUGGACGAUGUCACUAUACCUGACUUUCCAGAUGUGGAGGACAGAGAUUAUCUCGAGAAGGGAUCCCGAACAGCAUCUUCCUUAACUGCAGCAACGCUCACCUCUUUAGGUGGGACAUCCUCGCGGAGAGGAAGUGGAGAGACGGCUUUAGCUGUAGACGCUGAGACCUCCAUACGAGAAAUAAAGGAGAUUCAUGAACUGAAGGAUCAGAUUCAAGAUGUGGAGACCAAGUACACACAAAACCUAAAAGAAGCCAAGGAUAGAUUGACAGAAAUGGAGGAGAAGUAUCGUAAAGCCAUGGUGUCCAACGCCCAGCUGGACAACGAGAAAAACAACCUGAUGUACCAGGUGGACACGCUCAAGGACUCACUCAUGGAACUGGAGGAGCUGCUCUCUGAGUCCCGCAGACAAUACGAGGAGAAGGUCAAGGAAUUCGAUAGAGAGAAACACACUCACGGUGUCCUUCAGUUCCAGUUCAAUGAAAUGAAAGAGACACUAAAACAAAGUGAAGAGCUGCUAAAUGAGAUCCAUCAGCUCCGUAUGAAACAGGAGGGUUUUGUUAGAGAAAUAUCUGACCUGCAGGAGACGGUGGAGUGGAAGGAUAAAAAAAUUGGGGCCUUAGAGCGGCAGAAAGAAUACUCGGAUGCAAUCCGAACUGAGCGAGAUGAGCUCAGAGAGGAGGUGGUGACGCUCAAAGACAUUCUGAAGAAACAUGGAAUAGUGUUGGGACCUGAUCUGAACAUCAAUGGGGACAAUGGUGAAGCAGAAGUUGAUGGUCCCCCAAGUGGAGACUCUGCCUGUCAGCCAGCUCAGGAUUCACAGAUUUCCCCCACAGAGGGAAACAGCGUGCUCGGCAACACAGAGGAGACUCUGUUGAGGAGUUGUGGAGAUGAAGAGGUGGAUCCAGAGCAGCAUCAAGAAAUUCAGAAAGAGGGAGCUAAAGAGAAUCAGUCAAACUCUGAUACACUUUUUAAUGUUGAUGUGUCCACAAUGGAAGCAUCCAGAGAAGAAAAGCCUACAGAAGAACAGACCCGCUCACCUACAGUAGAAGACAGUAGUGACGAAAGUGGCCACAACAAGGACUUAAACAAUGAUCAUCCAAUCACAGAGGCCAAAAGUAAAGUCAUAUACAUACCUGAAAUUAAAGACAUUGUUAAAAGUGCUGAGGAAAAUAUUGUAGACGGAGAAACACCAGAAGGUGGGAAAUUAGAGACAAGGAAGCCAGAUUUAGUGGAGACAGAAACUAAAAGCAGUGGUGUUGACACAAAUGAUGAUAAUUUUGGACAGACAUGUAAUGAGCAAGAAGACAAACCGGAAGAUGCUAACGAAAGUACUAUGACAAAUACAGAAUCAUGUCCAAGGCAAACUGUUGUCAAGGACAGCUUGAUGGACAGUUUACUUCAUGAGACAAUCUCUGCUGAAUCAAACACGGCACCUCAUGAGUCUGAGAAUGCUGAGGAGGCAGAGGACGACGAGGCGGAUGUACCCAGUAAAUCUCAGGGUGCCACUGCAGCAGGGAAAAAGAAGAAAAGGAAAAGAAGAGGCAAAAAGAAAGUGAACAUUCAAAGGGAUGGAACAGAUAAAGAAAUUGACAAAACACAAGUUCUUAAAUCAGCUGAAGGCGAUAAUGGGUCAACACCUGAUCCUAACGCUGAUUCUGUCAUGGAAAAUGUAAAGGAAUCAAAAAUUGAGCAAGUUGAGAAUGAGCAGGAUGAACAAAAAACUGAUGAAGUAGGUGCAGCGAAAGCAGUGGAAUCCAAUGAAACCUUGUGUCUCACAGACUCUUUCAAAGAUCUAAGAAAGGACCAUGUUACAAGAGGGCAUGAUGAAGAUCAAACUGAGGCAGUCAAAGAAAUAAUAGUGGCACAGUGUGACAUGGUUUCUUGCAUGGAAACUCACAAGGAAUUAAUAACCGAACCAACAAAGGAUGAACAAGAUGAAGAACAAUCCUUGGAAACGUAUAAAACAGGAAAAGUGGAAUGUAUAACAACUCCUCCAGAGGCUCCUGUCAGUACAUCUGACCGUACUAACACCUCCAACAGAACAGAGAGAACUGGUGUUCUUGACGAAAAGUGUACUGACAGUGUAGAUAAUGCUGUAAUGGUUUCUAAUAGUGAUUCAGAAAGUAUUGAUCUUGCAGAAAAUACAGCUUCAUCAGUUGAUGGGAUUAUACCUGAAUCCACAGCUAAUGAACAAGAAUACAGCCCCGAAAAUAAGGGUAAGGAAACCCCUGGAGCUGAAUCACAUGGUCCAGGCAACAGUGAUGUUGCUGCUGACCUAUCAGAAUCCACAAAUGAUCCUGAGAGACAACACUUCCCACCAGUCUUGCCACCAAAUGCUGAUGACUUAACUGACCAUCUGGAAGUUGGGCCUCUUUCUGAGCCACUAUCAGAUCCAAAAACACUUAGUGAUGAUACUCCCAUCUUGGUUCUUGACAAAGAUCCUGAGGAGGCAACUGAGACCAUUAAAAAUGAAGAGCAGUAUGGAAUAGAGAGUGAACAAGAAGACUUUUCUUCCACUGUCGAUUCUGUGAGUCAUAAUAGUGAUAAUUCAGAGCUCAAACCAGAUGAGACACAGAAGGAGGAGCUGAACAGAGACUUGAGGGAACCUGAAGAUGCUGCAGUGUCAGACAGUUCCUUUCAUGAUGAGAAAGGUGUCAGUUGUGAUAGUGCGUCAUUAACUAAGAACCCUGAUGCAUUUGACACCGAAAAGUGUCUGUUGAAGACUGAAGGUCAGAAUGAAAAUGCAGUUGCUGUAGACAGCCAGAUAUUGGAUGGUAAGGAACAGGCAGCUGAUAACCCUGAUGCAUUUGACACUGAAAACAGUCUGUUGCAGACUGAAGGUCAGGAUGUAAGUGUAGAUGCUGGAGACAGCCAGAUAUUAGAGGGUGAGGAACAGGGAGCUGAGAACCCUGAUGUAUUUGACACUGAGAAAAGUCUGUUGCAGACUGAAGGUCAGGAUGUAAGUGUAGAUGCUGGAGACAGCCAGAUAUUAGAGGGUGAAGAACAGGGAGCUAAGAACCCUGAUGUAUUUGACACUGAGAAAAGUCUGUUGCAGACUGAAGGUCAGGAUGUAAGUGUAGAUGCUGGAGACAGCCAGAUAUUAGAGGGUGAAGAACAGGGAGCUGAUAACCCUGAUGUAUUUGACACUGAGAAAAGUCUGUCGCAGACUGAAGGUCAGAAUGAAAAUGCAGUUGCUGUAGACAGCCAGAUAUUGGAUGGUAAGGAACAGGCAGCUGAUAACCCUGAUGCAUUUGACACUGAAAAUAGUCUGUUGAAGAUUGAAAGUCAGGAUGUAAGUGUAGAUGCUGGAGACGGCCAGAUAUUAGAGGGUGAAGAACAGGAAGCUGAUAACCCUGAUGUAUUUGACACUGAGAAAAGUCUGUUGCAGACUGAAGGUCAGAAUGAAAAUGCAGUUGCUGUAGACAGCCAGAUAUUGGAUGGUAAGGAACAGGCAGCUGAUAACCCUGAUGCAUUUGACACUGAAAAGAGUCUGUUGAAGAUUGAAGGUCAGGAUGUAAGUGUAGAUGCUGGAGACAGCCAGAUAUUAGAGGGUGAAGAACAGGCAGCUGAUAACCCUGAUGCAUUUGACACUGAAAAGAGUCUGUUGAAGAUUGAAGGUCAGGAUGUAAGUGUAGAUGCUGGAGACAGCCAGAUAUUAGAGGGUGAAGAACAGGGAGCUAAGAACCCUGAUGUAUUUGACACUGAGAAAAGUCUGUUGCAGACUGAAGGUCAGGAUGUAAGUGUAGAUGCUGGAGAGAGUCAGAUAUUAGAGGGUGAAGAACAGGUAGCUAAGAAUCCUGACACAUUUGACACUGAAAAGAGUCUGUUGGAGGCUGAAGGGCAGAAUGUAAGUGUGGAAGCUGGCGACAACCAGAUAUUAGAGGGUGAGGAACAGGGAGCUGAGAACCCUGCCGCAUUUGACAAUGAAAAGAGUCCGUUGAAGACUGAGGGUCAGGAUGAAAAAAAUGGCCAGGUAUCAGAGGGUGACGAAAAGGCAGAUGAAUCAAAUUCUGUUUCUGCUGUGGAAACAGAUGAGAUCAAUAGCACUGAUGUGUUGAGUACACCUGACACUCCGGAAGAAGCUGCAGAGCUUGGUUCCUGUUUGGAGCAAAACCCCAGCACUGGAGACAAAGGUGUUGCAGAAGAUCCUAAUUAUAAAAUGGGUCCAAACGAUCAGGAAAGUGAGACAGGUCUUUGUCCUGUGACUGAGCAACUGCAUGAAUUCAGCAAAGAUGAAUGCAAGGAUGACUCAUCUCAACCGAUCCAGCAGGGCAACGAGGAUGAAGAUGAGGAAGGGCAAUCUUUUGAUUUCGAUGACAUCGAUAUUGAGGCAGCUGUAGAAAAAAGUAUCUCUGAAAACCAAGAAGAGGACAUGGUUGAGGAGGGAGUCGAAGCAAUGUCAGAUGGAAGCAGUAAUGGUUGUCCAGAGCUGUGUCAAAGCAAAAGUAAAACAAAUGAAAGUACAAAAAGUGAAGAAACUGGAGGCAAUAAUGAGAAGUCUAAGGUAGAUGAGUGUAACCAGGUAUAUUCACUAAAUACAGAGUCUGAUACAACUCCUCAGGACACCCAGAACUCUUUGACUCAUGAGGGAGCCACUUCAGAUGGGGACAGGCACAUGAUUAAAGAAGAAACUGUUUUAAAUGUUGGAAAGUUGGAUAUUGUUGAGAACAUUAACCAGGCAACAUCUUUACCAGUAGAGGAAGGGGUAGAUGCAAUUAAGCAUGAAAUGCAGGGUGAUGAUGUGGUUUUACCAAAGAGUGCAGACCAAGUGGUCAGUAAGAAAGAUCCACAGCAUUCUGGAAAAGACAUGAAGAAGAAUAGCAAGAAAGGCAAAGGCAAAAGCAAAGAGGACUGUAAGAUGUCCUAGUUAAGAAAUUGUAUAUACUAAUGGUAUAGAUCAUUAUGAUGCUCCUUUACUAGUCUUUGCAUUGCUGGUAAAAAAAUAAAUAUCUAAAAAUCAAUCAUUCCCAAGUGAUAAUUGGUGUAAGUUUGUGUAUUUAAAAAAAAUCUAAUUGAAAAUUCAAGUUGUAUGUGGAAAAAAAAAAAAAAUAGUGAAAUGAUAGAGAUGUAAAUGGCAAAGCUAUGGUAGAUUCUAAAAGUGGACAUUCCUGUAAUAUGUGCUGAAUAUUGAUACACAUUUAAAAUACUGCUUGUGUUGUAUCGUGGAUGAAACUGCAAUAGUUUCACAGACCAUUUGUUCUGCUUCAUGUAAUCCUUAUCUCCUCAAUGUAUCUAUCACACAGGUGUACAAUCCAAUCAUAUUAGCUGAAUGAAAGGAGCUAUAUGUUACCUAAUGUUUGCAUUAACUGCAGAUAAAGUGACAGCUCAGGUUGUUGUAAUUGUGAUUGUAUUACAUAGUGACUGUGGUCUGUGCACCCCCUGCACGCCAGGAGAAACAGAUUUUAGGCACUUAUCAAUACCUUAUAAAAUCCUCACCAUCAUAAAUGAAGAUUAUGUUUAAUGCCUAAUUUAGUGAUUAAACUGAUACUUUGUGCCACUUUGUAAACCGCUUUUCACUCACACCAAAGUCCAUAAAGAAGACCAGCUGAGGGGGCGUGGCUGCCUGUCUCACACAGGUUCUGGACCCAGAGGGUGCACACAGUGCAGUCAUCUGUAUGUAAUUCUGUCAAUAUAAAUUGCUGCAAGUUCAGCAUCAAAUGCAUUCUGUUUUCAGUGGUGGAAUGAUUACUUCUGUUUAAGUUAGCAUGCUAACUAGCGGGACGAUAUCUUCCCUCGCUCAGUUACAAUCACCAUCACCUGCAAGACACUGUGUUCUCUGGCAGAGAAAAUUGCAUAUAGCAGUUUCAGGGUUGUAGCAAACUGGAUUUUUCUUGUUCUAGCCGUGAUGUAAUGAAGGUUAAAAUGAAAAUACAAUGGUAAUCACGGCCUGUUUUAAUUAAAUAAAGUAAUUCCUGAAGCUCUGAAUUCUAAGGCAUGUUGAUGUAUAUUGAUUAAUGUGUAACACUGCACUCUCACGUACUCUGUGGAAGUUUCACUUUGAAACACUUGGAUCCACUGCAUUGUCCACCUGUUGUUAAGCUUUGUUUGAGCUGCAUGCACUGGAAGUUGAGAAAUGUUCAACUGUCCCAAUGGCAGCAGCACUAACAGCAACCAAUCAAAUCAAGUUAUGCAAAUAUUAUUAUGUUUCUGCUCAAACAGUAUACCGUCCAAAAUGAGCUACUGGACAUGGCCUUUCUCCCCAUUUCCAAUGCUUUUGACAGACAGUGUACUCAACAGUGCUGGAUAUCACAUUGCCAUUAUUUAAGCAGCAAUAACAUUAUUUUACGAAUUUGGCCAUGACAGACACCUCCAGUACCAGACAUCAAAAACCUCCACUGUUAAGCAUCAAAGUGAUGCAUACUUGGGAGUGCUCUGUAAUAAAUGCAUGUUUUCAUUUUGUGGCACUUAAUGGAGAAGAUGAAUGUUGUGCCUGAACAAUCAAAUGCAAAUAAAUAUCCUGCUGAUACAA
This is a messenger RNA of Solea solea (common sole), 7868 nucleotides long. It is a transcript of the gene lrrfip1a, whose product is annotated as leucine rich repeat (in FLII) interacting protein 1a. The transcript has 24 exons. The record is from RefSeq and is a predicted model, not a curated record. Gene Ontology annotation, molecular function: RNA polymerase II cis-regulatory region sequence-specific DNA binding; DNA-binding transcription factor activity, RNA polymerase II-specific. Bases 507 to 6266 code for a protein of 1919 amino acids. Lineage: Eukaryota; Metazoa; Chordata; Actinopteri; Pleuronectiformes; Soleidae. Gene Ontology annotation, biological process: regulation of transcription by RNA polymerase II.